Messenger RNA from Colletotrichum phormii, 1238 nucleotides. RefSeq lists its product as uncharacterized. The record is from RefSeq and is a predicted model, not a curated record. Bases 299 to 1174 code for a protein of 291 amino acids. The transcript is spliced from 2 exons. NCBI's taxonomy places the organism in Eukaryota, Fungi, Ascomycota, Sordariomycetes, Glomerellales, Glomerellaceae.
CUGCGGCUAUUAUGUCUCUCGCCACGCCUCAAGGUUUGUUCUGCUCUCUUUCUCUGCGUUCCACGAGUUCAAUUGAUUGCCUUUGAUUUUUCCUUCUUUUAUGUUUGCAUUUUCUCGAUUGCCGAUGAUUUGGAUCGAUUGUAGGGCUGCUACGGCUGCUACGACACACGGGAAAUAGGCGAUACGAGGCGCGCGGCGGAUGAGAUUGGAGAGGACAGAUUCGCAAUCCUGGGAUUAUGGAGAGAGAGCAGAGACAGAACGCUGAUUUAUAUCCCCGGGCAAAGAAACCACAUUCAUCAUGGCCCCUCCAACAGCCGCAAAACGACCGCACGCCGCCGUGAGUAAAGGCAGCGCAAACAUGCCCACCAUCGAGCCGUGGGCCGAGCUACCGUAUCCCAACUUUGACUGCUCAAAGUACAACUACAUAUUGACCGACGAUGGCGGGUUCUGGCAACUGCAACAACAGCAUUCGCCCUCAGAAGAGCUCCCCAACGUAGUACCGCGCAUCGCGACGAGCAAGUCACCUAUACAAAAAGCCCAAGAUAUCGAAUGGACCUGUCUAUCAGCAGCAUGUCCCUCGAAGCCUUUUAAGCGCAAAGUCGACCUCGACAAGCAUUACAAACAGGCCCAUGUCGACAGCCAAACCACGGCGCCCUCGCCCGCGCUCUCCCUAAAAGACAUCACACCCGCGACAAGUACAAGCAAUCCUAGCCCCAAGAUCACAACCAAGAAACCGCCAGCCGGCAGCAGCAAGGCCAAGGGCAAGGCCGCGGGCGCAGGGGCGGCGGGGGCGACGGGGACAGGUACAGCGGCGCAAGGAAACAGGAAUAACAGCGUCAACGGCGCUGGCAACAAUAGCAUUAGCAACAAGGACGGCACCGCAGGUGUUUUUCUCUGCGACUACCCGGCCUGCAACCGCAAGAACGAACCGUUCAACCGCAAGGACCGGCUGCGCAUUCACCUUACCGACGUCCACAAGGAAGACGUGAGCGCAAAGACGUUUGAGAUGACGGUCGCGUGGCUGCAGGAGCGCAAGAUCUAUCCCAAGUGGUGGCGGUGUUCCAAGUGCCUCGACAGGGUCAAGAUCGAGGAGAGCGGGUGGUCAUGUCCGCGGGACGGGUCCAAGGUGGAAGACACACGGCGCGAGUUUCGCGAGAAGCAGCAUAACAUGUGAAGAUGCAUCGCGGCGUCAGCAUUGUCUUUUGUGUCUCACCGGAUCGUUCAUCACCCCCAUUUGC